Volvox carteri f. nagariensis is the source of this 2520-nucleotide messenger RNA. RefSeq lists its product as uncharacterized. The transcript has 15 exons. The record is from RefSeq and is a predicted model, not a curated record. Bases 1 to 2520 code for a protein of 839 amino acids. Lineage: Eukaryota; Viridiplantae; Chlorophyta; Chlorophyceae; Chlamydomonadales; Volvocaceae.
AUGUACGCUAGUGCUUGCCGCUUGGUUGGACUUCUUCCUACAUCGACGAGGACUAAUAACUCCACGCUUCCGCUCUGUCAGUCCUCCCGUCAGGAUGGGUUGACCCAUGAUAUGGCACUGAGGGCCAUCAGGAAGACAUGGCAGGUCAAAAGCAGGCAGCGGGCAGUUACCUCGAAACUCCACUGGGUCACCAUGCUUCAAGAUGUGCAAAGUGUGCACAUCUGCCCCUAUUGCCUUCCAAGUGGCCAGCCGCAUCAUGGCCCUAGCAUGCAGGGGCACAAAGAUUUAGGCUUUGACGUAGAUGCCGAGGUCAGCGGCGCUUUCCGCCUGCUGAACGCGGAACAAGCAGCAGGCCUCAAUCUUCGACAGCGGUUGGCUCUAAAGGCCGCCAUCCAAGCUGCGGCAACUACUGUCCCGCCACCGGGUCCCAGCUCUGGUGCUGAUUCUGGCACCAGCAACGCUGCAGCAGGCCUGCCAGUUUGCAAGCUGCAGCUCCGGCGAGACUCGCAGAACCAGGACCUGUUCUUCUUUGAGCCCAUGGACACCAACAGCACUGCAGCUGCCGCAAGUGCUGGCGUGAGCAGCGGGUUUUUCCUGGACCCUGAGGGCAGGCAGAUAGAUGAGCUGCAGAAGUGGCUGGGCCUUGUCGAGGAUGAGCACCGUAAUGGCAGACCCAUCCCGCCACUGAUCAUCAAUGGUCUGAUCAAGAGUGGCAAGUCCUACAUGCUCAACAAGGUUCUGCCUGCUGUGGCCAACACCUACUACAGCAGCGGCCGGCAGCAUGCCGGCACGGUGCUUUCAGAGCCCAACUUCCUGCAUGUCAAGUGCUUGACCUUAGAUCGCUGGAGCGGCAGCGGUGUCUUCCUUAAGGGAUUCCUCAUUAAACUCAAGCGGAGCGCUGCCAACCAGCAGCUCUCUGCUGCCGCCAGCACGCCUGCACCCAGCGACAACUCGGCUGGUGCUGUAGUGGACGCCAUUCAGGACUUCAUGUGGCGCCUGCCACGGGACCGCCUGAACUUCCUGCUGAUUGAUGAGGCGCAGAGCUUUUACCUGCUUGAGCUUGAGCGGGAUGACUUUUCGCUGCACAGCUUAAAACUGGACAUGGACGAAGUGCAGCUCAUGUGGCGCAUCUUCAAGAAACUCCUGCUGGACAGCCCCCACUGGGUCGCCUGGGCCAUCACGGGCAGCGGCAUGGCGACGCUAUGGGCCAACAUUGCUGCCACCCCGACCAACGGUUUUGCCCUAAUUUCGCACCACCACCGACUCAACCUGAGCGCCACGGUGUCCAAGGAUGUGCUGCAAGUCGCCUGGGAGCAGCUAAAGGCCCAGACCAAGCGCUGGGAUCCGGCACUGCCAAGCGACCUUGUCUGGCGGUCACCGCCGCAGAUCGCCAUGCUCGCCUACUUGAGCCGCUGGUGGAGUUCCAAGUGGCAUAGCACAGCUGAGCGGCUGGUCGAGCACGGCAUGAUAAUAAAGUUCACCCAGGUGCUGAUAGACCUGCGCAUGGCGCUGCAAGUGCCGACAGACCCAUGCAUGGUGGUGCCAGUGCUGGGCCAGCCUACUUCACAGGUGCUGCUCCUGCGUGAGCUGUUGGACCCGAUGGCUGGAGUGGAGCACGCCAAGCUCCCGCCGGCGUUUGAGGCACUGCUGUCCAGCUUCACCACUGAGCGUAACGGCAGGCUAUACCUGGAUAACCUGCUGUUCGCUCAGGUGCUGCAGGCGGCCACCACGGAGUCUGGGGAGCUGUUGGAAGAGAUCAUUGCCAUCCCGUCGUUCAGCUCCACGAUGUUCAGGGAGCUGGUUGUGCUCGGUGAGUGCUGCAAGGAUGAGAACUUCGACAGCUAUGAGGACCUGCACAGCCUCCUGGAAGCCAUGGCAUCUGCACUGGCGCUUACACCGGACAAGCUACUGAAGGUGGACUGGUUCAUCCAGGUCCUGGACCACCGCUACAACAGCCAUGACAGCAAGGUCAAAUUUGAGGAGGACUAUGGGGCUCAGCCUGACAUCAAGGUUGGGCUUCGCUGGUUCCACGUGCUGCUGUCCAACAUCCUCAGCCAUGCCCCUAUCCUGGAGCAGGAGGAGUUCCUGCGGGCCUACCCCUCAGAGCUGGCUGCAUUCCACAGCAGUGGUCGCAUCAGUGCAGCACUGACCAAGACAUACGAGCCCAGGCGCAGUUGUGACAGCAGCAGCAGCGGCACCCAGCACGGUGGCAGCAGUGGUGCCCAGCAUGGCGGCAGCAGAGAUGAAGGGCGUGGUGUAAUGGCAAUGGCUGACAAAUGCACACCUGUGUGCCUGGCCCCAGUGGCAGGCUGUAGUCAGCGUGGGCCUCUGGUUCACACGACCGGCAGGCAUGGGGUGUGGGGCCAGGGAGGGCUGCGGGCAGCCACACUUGCACCGCGCCUGCAUCUGAUGUUGGCGGCUGUAGCUCCAGCAGGUGGAGGGGACUACCCUGGGCUGUCAGGGGCAGGCUACCUGAUGCUUUUGGCAAGCACGGCCCUAUUUAGGCUGCCCAGCCGCUAA